Melitaea cinxia (Glanville fritillary) is the source of this 4462-nucleotide messenger RNA. RefSeq names its product probable E3 ubiquitin-protein ligase HERC4 (gene Herc4). Bases 184 to 3972 code for a protein of 1262 amino acids. NCBI's taxonomy places the organism in Eukaryota, Metazoa, Arthropoda, Insecta, Lepidoptera, Nymphalidae. Gene Ontology annotation, molecular function: ubiquitin protein ligase activity. The record is from RefSeq and is a predicted model, not a curated record. The transcript has 28 exons. Gene Ontology annotation, biological process: ubiquitin-dependent protein catabolic process; protein ubiquitination.
CAGCAAUUCGAACUCGUUCAUCGGUAGCAUUGAAGCGCUUCUUGUUGUUUCAGUAAGCUGGUACCGCUGUAUUCAUUAAAAUUCGUACUAUUAGCAUGCACAUUAGAUACAUAUUACUGUGUUAGGCUUAAAUAUAUUAGAUAUUUUCCUGGCAUAUGGAGAGGAAUUGUUAAUAAAAUCAAAAUGUUUUGUUGGGGAAAUACUACUCAUCAUGAACUAUGUGUUGAAGAUUCUGAUUCACUUGGCUUGGUAAUUAAGCCUACACUUUCUAAAUGGAAAGAGAGUAGCCACAUAAAGCAUGUGGCAGCUGGGGAAUUCCAUACCCUUUACUUGACUAACUUAGGUCAACUGUACUCUAGUGGUAGUAAUGAAGUUGGUCAACUUGGCAGGCCAACUGAAAAUGAUGAAGAUAAAUCUCCAGCUGUAGUUGAAACUUUCAAAGGCUGCUCAAUAUCAGCAAUAGCAUGUGGCUUACAGCAUUCAAUGGCAUUGGAUGAAUGGGGACAAAUUUUUAGUUGGGGUUCUGAUAGUAUGGGACAACUCGGCAGCAACCUUGGCUCUUAUGCUCAAGAUAAACCUAAAAUAGUAAAAUUUCUUGCUACAAAGAAUGUAAUUCAAAUUGCUUGUGGAUCUCAUCAUUCAAUUGCGUUGACAAAUAAUGGCGAACUAUACACUUGGGGGGCAAACACACAUGGCCAAUGUGGUCUAGGCACAAAAUCAAACAAGGAAACCACGCCACAACAAAUUACUUCCUUACUUGGCAUACCUAUCUCAAUGAUAGCUUGUGGUAGUAACCACACUUUUGUCUUAUCAAAGUCUGGUGCUGUAUUUGGCUGGGGAAAAAACAUGUAUGGUCAGUUAGGACUGCAGGAUGUUGAAGAUAGGUAUUAUCCAACUCAUUUAAAAACUUUAAGAAACGUAAAGGUUUGUCACAUUGCCUGUGGUGAAGAUUUUACUGCAUUUCUCACUCUUGAUGGAGGUGUAUUCACAUGUGGGUCUGGAUUGCAUGGACAGACUGGCCAUGGUACUACAAAAGAUGAACUAGUCCCAAAGAAGGUGAUGGAGCUGAUGGGCAGCACGGUGACGCAGGUGGCGUGUGGGCGGCGGCAUUUACUGGUGCGCGUGGGCGAGCGCGUGCUGGCGUGCGGACACGGCGCGCGCGGCCAGCUGGGCUGCCCCACCACCGCCGCGCUCGUGCCCACGCCCGUGCCACUAGUGCCGCGCGACGACUCGCCGCUGGGCUGCCCCACCACCGCCGCGCUCGUGCCCACGCCCGUGCCACUAGUGCCGCGCGACGACUCGCCGCUGGGCUGCCCCACCACCGCCGCGCUCGUGCCCACGCCCGUGCCACUAGUGCCGCGCGACGACUCGCCGCUGGGCUGCCCCACCACCGCCGCGCUCGUGCCCACGCCCGUGCCACUAGUGCCGCGCGACGACUCGCCGCUGGGCUGCCCCACCACCGCCGCGCUCGUGCCCACGCCCGUGCCACUAGUGCCGCGCGACGACUCGCCGCUGGGCUGCCCCACCACCGCCGCGCUCGUGCCCACGCCCGUGCCACUAGUGCCGCGCGACGACUCGCCGCUGGGCUGCCCCACCACCGCCGCGCUCGUGCCCACGCCCGUGCCACUAGUGCCGCGCGACGACUCGCCGCUGGGCUGCCCCACCACCGCCGCGCUCGUGCCCACGCCCGUGCCACUAGUGCCGCGCGACGACUCGCCGCUGGGCUGCCCCACCACCGCCGCGCUCGUGCCCACGCCCGUGCCACUAGUGCCGCGCGACGACUCGCCGGUGAUCACGUCGCACACGUCGUAUAGGUUGCAAGGCACACGUGGCCAGCUGGGCUGCCCCACCACCGCCGCGCUCGUGCCCACGCCCGUGCCACUAGUGCCGCGCGACGACUCGCCGUUCACAACAGAUGGAUUCAUUGGUCCAAUUAGAGUAUUCGCGGGUGGUGAUCACAGUUUUCUGGUCGUUAGCAGCGACAAAAAUGCACAUGUAGAUUUAAGAGUGCCGGAUACUAAGAUGCAAAUACUCACACUUAAUAUGGCUAAACUAACUGCUUGUCACUUCUUCAAAGAUAACGACGUUGUCAACCAGGAUCUUAUGGCUUACUUGGAGACAGUGUUUGGAUCACUAGCUUGCAUCAAUGGUUCAUUUUUACUUGAUCAAAACGCGCACUUCGGUUGCAAUACAAAAUUACCAGGAGUUGAUUUGAAGAAAGCAGAAGAGGCUUUUACUUUAAUUAGUCGAUUUGAAAACACAACAUUACAGGAACUUAUAUUUAGUCUUCUAACUGAGCAAAUUAUAAAAAAAGUUAAAGCGUCGCCACCAGACGCCGAAGCGUUAAGAGUUUUCUUAGUGCUUCCACUUUACCACGAAAUGAGGAAUCCGCGUAGACACCCAGAGUUACAGGGUCCGUUCGCGGAGGCGUUCAACAAACUGUCGAGCCCACCGCAGCGAAUCGUACAAAUGUGGUGGGAGGCACAAUCGGCUGAGUACUUCGAGAUGCUCGUAGAUAUCUUCAAGAGCGUCUUCGUCUACGAGAUGAUGCAGCCCGUCGUGAAAGCCAAUAAGAAAUUAUACUUGUCUAAAAGUUUAAUCCAAGUUUUAAACACGUUGACUUAUCUUAAUAGAAUAAACUUUUCAAACCCCAAGAAGCCUAAAAUACCUGCUGAAUGUUUUUACGUGGAAGACUUAUCUAGUCAUGUUAAUAUCGCUUCGGAUUACAUUAACUGGCUUUCAGAUCAGGAUUCAACAAAGCCUCAUCUGUGUAACUACGCGUUCCUGUUCGAUGUUCAUUGCAAAUCGUUACUGUUGAAAAUAGACCAACAACUACAAAUGCAAAUGGCCGUCAAUCGAGCCGCCACGCAGAUAUUCACGCGACUCUUCAUAGACCCCUCGUACGAGUACCAGCGAGACCAGUUCCUCAUACUGACGGUGUCCAGGAACCAAAUAGUGAGGGAUACGAUGCUGCAGAUCAGUAAUCAUGAUACAUCGCAGUUAAAAAAACCGCUCAGGGUAGAAUUUGUGGGCGAAGAAGCAGAAGAUGCUGGCGGUGUUAAGAAAGAGUUCUUCAUGUUGCUUCUAAAAGAAAUCUUCAACCCUGUGUACGGCAUGUUCAAGCAAUCAGAGGAGACAAACAUGAUUUGGUUUUCUAACAACCCUUUCGAGGACGAAGUCAUGUAUUAUUUAAUAGGUGCCAUAUAUGGGCUGGCCAUAUACAACUCGAUCAUCAUUUAUGUGCCGUUUCCCCUGGUGCUGUACAAGAAGAUCCUCGGCGAGUCGGUGAUGCUAGAUGACCUGUUCGAUCUGUUCCCCACUCUGGCCAGCAGCUUGCGACACCUGCUGGACUACCCGGAUGAAGACGUGGAGGAGGUAUUCAGCUUAUGCUUCGCCGUGAACACAGAGGUGUUCGAUCAGAUUCAAGUACACCCUCUGAAGGAGGACGGUGAGAACAUUUCUGUGACCUCCGAGAACAAGUCUGAGUAUGUUGACUUGUACGUAGACUUUCUUCUCAACAAAUCGGUAGAAAAACAGUUCGAAGCAUUCAAUCAAGGAUUUCAAAAGGUGUGUGGCGGAAGAAUAAUAAAGUUGUUCAGAUCUCAUGAACUGAUGUCAGUCGUAAUAGGUAAUGAAGAAUACGACUGGGAAUUGUUUGAAAGCAAUUGUGAAUAUGAAAAUGGUUAUACAGCUAACGAUCAACAAGUCAGAUGGUUCUGGGAAGUGUUUCACGAACUAUCAAUUGAAGAUAAGAAAAAGUUCCUAUUGUUCCUUACGGGUAGUGAUAGAGUUCCUAUACAAGGAAUGAGAGAUAUAAAGAUUAAAAUACAACCAGUAGCAGAUGACAGAUUCUUUCCAGUAGCUCACACGUGUUUCAAUCUUUUAGAUCUUCCUCGAUAUAAAACUAAAGAGCGUUUGAAGUAUCAUCUCUUGCAGGCCAUACAACAGACACAGGGUUUCUCACUUGUUUAACUUAUAUUUUAAAAGAAUAAGCACGGUGUUAUUUUAUUCUUAAAUCUUCUUUAAUAGUUGAAUUUUUGUUUUUGACGUUUGACGUUUGAUGAAUAUUAAAUUAAUUUUCGUAACUAGCAAUGGGUAAGUGUUACGUACAGAGCUCACAGAUGAUCAGACUGAUACUUAUGUAUUUUAGUGAAUAAUUCAACUUCCUCAAUAUGUUUUAUCUUAAUAACUACUUUGAUUUUAAUUUAAUAUGUCUUUGAUGAUUCAAUCUUGUUCUGUAUUUUAAUGUUUUAUUUAAAAAUUAUUUUAUAGUUAAAAUUUCAUAAUAUAAAUAUAAACGCGUGAUAUUUUUUCAUAUCUGUCACCACUGAUAAUUAUGUGUAGCAAAUUAAUGUUUUGGGAGGUUUUGGAGUUAAAAGUUACAACUGGAAGAUCUUAAAGAAAUUAAACUUAUUCAGUUUUGUCUACAUGUAUCAAAUUUAAUAAAUACACUUAGAACAAA